AAAUAUAAAAUCCGUAAAAUUCUAAACCAAAUAAUUUUAGUAAUGGAAGUAUUUAUUAAUUCUCUACUUAACUCUAUCAUUAUCUUCCCCCAUCAAUCACGCAUUCACUUGUCAAAUAUUUUAUUUUAACACCAAUCUGUCAUCUCAUUCCCCUCCCUCCGGCUUAUCACCAUUUUGGACAUUAAAAAUUCAUGUUUUAAAAUAAAUAAAUCCAUUGGAACUGUAAAUUAUCAAGUGUCAACCACAAAAAAACGUGUAAAAUAAAUUGAAAAAUUAUUAUAAGUAUGGAGGAACCUAAUCUACGUAGAUAUUAUCGAGCUCCUGCUUACAAUUGGAUUAUAUGGAAAUAUAUGGUUCUAGACAAUGAUCUUCGAGCUUUUUUUGGAAUCAGCCAUGACUGUGGAUUUGUUACAAUGAUUACUAUCGUUUUUGCUGUUGUUAUUCUCAUGUAUUCUCUUCUGAGCAUAAAAGUCUCCAAGUCAAACGAAAGAAUGUGUCGAGCAUUGCAAAAUGAAACGACUGAGAAGUUGCCAAGGAAGCGCAGCAUUUUGAGUGUAAGGCCAGCAUACAAUUGUAUACACAAGCAUUUACAGCAAACUGACGUCUUUCAAGAAAAGGCCAAGAGAACAGUGCAUAAGGAGUGUCUAGAGGUCGAGUUGAUGCAGAGCCGGAUAUUUUGCAUGAAGAAACUUUUAGAGCCUGCCGAGGGCCUCUCAGUUUUUUAAUAAAAUUUAUGCUUGGCUCGAAAAUCGUCUGAUAGCGAAGGAGGAAUUGGGAAGAUAAAAGAAAAUGAAAAUAUAAAAUGGACGCAAUAAUUUUCAUCUGCACAGAAAACAGCAUUUCUACGUAGAGGUCUGCUAACGAGCACUAAUAACCCGUAGUGCUGUUGGGCCUCGCUUGGGAAAAUAUAUACAACAGAAAAGUUGGUGUAGAAAACGAGCUCACCACUUUGAAACAUCGGCUCGUUAGCGCACAAUUCUUUUCGAGAGGUAGUGGAUAAAGAGUCGAUCGUACGGUAGCUUAACGUCAACUAAUUCGAAUUAACGAAGCUGCCAAGAUGAAUUUACCAAGAAGACUGUUAAAGUAUGCUAAAAAGUUAACAUUACUGACAAAUUGAUUGUUUUAUUAACAUGCAUGUUGUUAACGUGACGUCAAAUUUUAUUUUCUGCCCUAGUUUUAUCACGUUAUAAGCUCUUAUUUCAUUAACUACAACUUUAACUUAGUGAAUUAUUCAAGAAUACUUCACUGAUAAUAAUCGUAAAGAAUACUACUGCGGGAUAUAAAUGUCCUUCUGAAAGGAUAUAAACCAGUUUCCAGGAAUCUAUUUAAUAAAUAUUUAUUUCACAGUUAAAUAUUGGAUUAAC
This is a messenger RNA of Chelonus insularis, 1364 nucleotides long. RefSeq lists its product as uncharacterized. NCBI's taxonomy places the organism in Eukaryota, Metazoa, Arthropoda, Insecta, Hymenoptera, Braconidae. Bases 285 to 725 code for a protein of 146 amino acids. The transcript is spliced from 8 exons. The record is from RefSeq and is a predicted model, not a curated record.